Messenger RNA from Neoarthrinium moseri, 2508 nucleotides. RefSeq lists its product as uncharacterized. Lineage: Eukaryota; Fungi; Ascomycota; Sordariomycetes; Amphisphaeriales; Apiosporaceae. Gene Ontology annotation, biological process: regulation of DNA-templated transcription elongation; mRNA export from nucleus. The record is from RefSeq and is a predicted model, not a curated record. The transcript has 2 exons. Bases 1 to 2508 code for a protein of 835 amino acids. Gene Ontology annotation, cellular component: THO complex part of transcription export complex.
AUGCCUUCCUUCGAAGACUACGUCGCAGACGUACCGCAAGUCGUCCGCUUUGAUGAGGCCCUCGCCGAGGCCCUCGGCCAUGCCCAGGUCGUCAAGCCCGCUUCCUCGGUCGAGCCCGCCCUGACCAAGCCCGACUUCGCCCUCCUCUUCUCCCAACUGCCCACCAUCUUCCCCGACAGCUCGGCGCAGGACCCUGGCGCCGAUGGAGCGCAGAAGGCGCGUCAGUUCCUGGCCGUUGAAACCGUGAUGCGCCGCCGCUUCGACACCCUGCUCGCAUCCACCCCCAUCCAAGCUCCCGAAUUCGUCGAGGUCUGGAACAUUCUUGACGUCGUGACCGCCCUGGCCGAGAGCGAGCAAUGCGACUCCUCCCUCCCCUUCCAGCUCAUUGAGGUGCUCAUAGACAGCCAGACGAUACAAGGAUGUCACAUUGUCUUCGACUACCUCGAGUCACGCCGCGAGCGCCUCGUCAAGGACUGGACCAAGAACAAGAGCAUGGUCAUUCUGCGGACUUGCAACGAGCUCCUGCGCCGUCUUUCGCGCGCCGAGGAUAUCUCUUUCAGCGGCCGUGUCUUCAUCUUCAUGUUUCAGAGUUUUCCCAUGGGCGACAAAGGAACCGUGAACCUGAGGGGAAUAUAUCACACUGAGAAUGUCACUACGUGGGAGGAGAUCCCCCCAAAAUCCGAGCUGGAGGCGGCGGAUAGCAUGGAGGUAGAUACGAAGGAGGAGGCGACCCCUAAACCAGUCUCAACUGGCACCAAGGCUGUGUCCUUCGACGCCAAGGACAAGGCUGCACCGGAAAAGGCCCUCGGCCCCGACGCGCUGUAUCCCAUAUUUUGGUCGAUGCAGCAGUACUAUAGCCAGCCGACAAAGUUGUUUGACUCUGAGAACAUGGCCAAGUUCAAGUCUGGCUUGGAAGCCACGGUGGCCGCAUUCGACUCGGUUGCCCAGGGGCAGCGCACGUCGAAAGCCCCAGAUGAGACCAAAGAUCCAUCCAAGAAGCGGAAGAGACUCGAUGUCGAGACGUCCGACAGCAGCAACUUCAACCCCAAGUAUUUGACUAGUAGGGACCUCUUCGAGUUGGAGAUGAGCGACUUGUUCUUCAGGCGACACAUUCUCAUACAGGCCAUCAUAGUUCUCGACUUUCUGAGGUCACUGACGGCGGCAGCCAAGGCCAAGUCUGCCACCAUCCAACAUCCCAACAAAUCCGUCAUGUAUCACGACAAGACGACCUCGGAAGAAGAUGACAAAUGGGCCGAGGCUAUGAGAAACAGGAUCUACGAGUAUAUCUGGGCUGGGCCGGACGGCCAAUAUGUUCACCGCAUAAUACAGGCAGUCACUCAACGGGACAAAGGCUGGUCACGGUGGAAGCAGGAAACGUGCCCCAAUAUCGAACGGCCAGCGGUCACGCCCGAUGCAUUCAACGAGGCGAAAGCAUCAGCGAAGAGGAUGGCUACAAACAAGAGGCUGAGACCACACCCCAUGGCAUCCCUGAGUCUCGACUUUCUGAAAGUGGAAGACGAAGAAACAGCCAUGGGGAAGUUCAAGGACGCGGCUAGGUGGAAAUUGCCAGAGCUUGCUUCGUUCAAGGACAAGAUUUCUGAGGACGACUUGGAACUUGAUUUCGCGAAGAGCGAGAAGGAGAAGACCCAUAUCAUUGAGGCGAAAGCCAGCAAAACCUGGAGAGCAUUGAGGAUAGCGAGCAGAUCGAGGCUUGCUGCGUUUGACAAAAUCGAUGACUGGCAAGAUAUCAGCGCCGUCUUCGCAGACCCAAACGCACCUGGUGUGAAGGAAGAGGAUGAAGAAGAAGGGGAGGUAGGCCGCAAGCCGGAAGAUACACUCCCGAUCAUUAUAUCCGGGCCAACGGGCGUUGGAAAGUCAGCCUUGAUCGCCAUGCUCCAGGAAAAGCAGCCCCGCGUAUUUCAGAAGCUGCUGCAGCAUACUACACGACAGCCGAACGAGGGCGAGAUUGAUGGCCAAGACUACCAUUUCGUAGACUCGGCUACAUUCAACCGGAUGUCGGACAACGACCAGAUUGCUUUCAUGAGCUCAAAAGAAGACGUCGACUUUGGCAUCAGCAAUAAACUCGCAGGCUCGAUCCAGGAAGCUGGGAAGGUUCCGAUCUUGGAGCUGGAUCACGAGUCUGUUCUGAGCGCCAAAGAAUGGGAUUAUAAGGCCCGCGUGGUCCUCAUCUCCCCUCCCACCAUCGAAGAGCUUGAGACGCGAUUGAAAAGCUCGGGAAAGCACGCCGGGGACACCAUUCCGGAUCUCCUCAAAGCCGCACAGGAAGAGGGGGAGAAGUGGAAAGCUAACCACUCUCUCUACAGUAUUGAGAUCACCAACGGUGACCAAGACAGAGCUUACAAGGCCCUGGAGGAGUUUAUCUAUGGCUCUGCCACAGAGACGAACGGUAUCAAUGGCGAAAGCACGGCCAAGGAGGACGACGUCACCAUGGACGAUGCUGGUGUUGAAAUGAACGGAGAGGCAAAGCCGGAGACGAACGGCAGCUAG